Molecule: messenger RNA, 1521 nt
Organism: Arctia plantaginis
Lineage: Eukaryota; Metazoa; Arthropoda; Insecta; Lepidoptera; Erebidae
Source: the annotation of a GenBank genome assembly
AUGAGUUUUUCUAGUGAUGAAGUGAAUUUCCUUGUAUACCGUUAUUUACAGGAAUCGGGAUUCCAUCACUCUGCUUAUACGUUUGGUAUUGAGUCUCAUAUAUCUCAGAGUAAUAUCAAUGGUGCAUUGGUUCCACCAGCAGCAUUGCUGAACAUUUUACAGAAAGGAUUACAAUAUACAGAAGCUGAAAUCACAAUUGGAGAAGAUGGAACAGAAACACGGCUGACAGAAAGUCUAAGUUUGAUAGAUGCUGUAACACCUGACAUUGUGGCUGCAAGACAAAAUGCCCAGAAUGCACAGAAACAGGCUAUUAAAACAGACCCAGGUUCAGGAGGAGAACAGAACGGUGUUGACGGCACAACAUGCAGUGCAGCUACAGCAACUGGAGGAGCUGCAACCCCUACUGCUCCAGAGACUAUGGAGGUGGACCAGUCUAUUGAAAUCCCUGCAAGCAAAGCUACUGUUCUAAGAGGGCAUGAAUCUGAAGUGUUCAUCUGCGCCUGGAACCCAAGCACAGAUUUGCUAGCUAGUGGGUCAGGAGACAGCACUGCUAGAAUAUGGGACAUGUCAGAUAAUCCAGCUACUACUCCUAAUCAACUAGUUUUAAGACAUUGUAUUCAAAAAGGUGGAGCUGAAGUACCUAGUAAUAAAGAUGUCACAUCCUUAGACUGGAAUUGCGAUGGCAAUUUGUUAGCGACAGGUUCAUACGACGGCUAUGCUCGUAUAUGGACUACAGAUGGUACUUUGGCCUCUACAUUAGGACAGCACAAGGGCCCUAUUUUUGCAUUAAAGUGGAAUAAACGUGGGAAUUACAUUUUGAGUGCAGGGGUUGACAAAACAACAAUUAUAUGGGAUGCUUCUACAGGGCAAUGUACACAACAAUUUUCCUUCCACAUGGCACCUGCUCUAGAUGUUGACUGGCAAACAAAUACUUCAUUUGCCUCAUGCUCCACAGAUCAAUGCAUUCAUGUCUGUAAAUUGAAUGCGGACAAACCUAUUAAAAGUUUUCAAGGACAUACUAAUGAAGUAAAUGCUAUAAAAUGGGAUCCACAAGGGCAAUUAUUAGCAUCAUGUUCAGAUGACAUGACCUUGAAGAUUUGGUCUAUGAAACAAGAUGCAUGUGUGCAUGACUUACAAGCUCAUUCCAAGGAGAUAUACACAAUUAAAUGGUCACCGACUGGCCCUGGAACACAAAAUCCAAAUAUGAAUCUUAUAUUAGCCAGUGCUUCUUUCGAUUCCACCGUUCGUCUAUGGGAUGUAGAAAGAGGUGUCUGUAUUCAUACUCUUACAAAACACACGGAACCAGUGUACAGUGUAGCAUUCUCGCCUGAUGGGAAGUUCUUAGCAAGUGGCUCAUUUGACAAAUGUGUGCACAUUUGGUCCACACAAACUGGAGGGCUUGUACAUUCAUACAAAGGCACUGGAGGCAUCUUCGAGGUGUGUUGGAACUCGCGUGGCACUAAAGUUGGUGCCAGUGCUAGUGACGGCAGUGUGUUUGUUUUAGAUUUGCGUAAACUAUAA